AUGGGGAAACCGGUAAACAUCCCAAUGGUCAACCCGGGAGAGAUACAGAAACUGGAAGCUGUCACCAAAGAUGUCGAGAAAGGGACUGAGAAGCCCGCGUUGCAACGACAAGGCUCAGGCCCGCCUUAUUCGAUAUUCACUCCCCGGAUGAAGAUAUGGAUCAUCUUCCUUGUGAGCGUGUCGGCUUUGAUAUCGCCCUUUGGCGCAACGCUGUUCUACCCAGUGCUGAACGUCCUCUCUGACGUGCUGCAUGUAACGCCCACGAUGACGAACGUGGCCAUCACGACUUAUAUGAUCGCCCAAGCCAUUGCUCCUGCCAUUAUCGCGGGCAUGUCGGACGGAAGUGGGCGCAGGCUCUCCUUCAUAAUAUGUUUUAUCAUCUUCAUUUGUGCCAACCUUGGUUUAGCCCUCGAAACAAAUUACGUCGCGCUUCUCCUGCUACGUUGUUUGCAGGCCUCUGGGUGUAGUGCUGCCAUAGCGCUAUCAAUCGCUGUGGUGGCUGACAUAUCCACUUCGGCAGAGCGAGGCAAAUACAUGGGAUAUGCCACUGCCGGUAUCUUGUUCGGUCCAGCUUUUGGCCCGACUAUCGGGGGCAUUCUUGCUCAGUAUCUAGGAUGGCGGAGCACCUUCUGGUUCCUAGCUAUCUUUGCUGGCGUCCUGCUUGUUAUAUUUAUCUUCUUCUUUCCCGAGACAUGUCGGUCUGUGGUGGGUAACGGAUCGAUACCUCCAACUGGCGUCAAUCGGUCUUUCUUCAGCUACCUGCAGGAGCGGAAAGAGCGACGUGAGGCCGUGCCUGGUGAGGAACAGUUACCGCCACCCGAGAAACGCAAAUUUACGUUCCCCAACCCACUCAAGACACUUCGCAUCUUAGGCGAGAAAGAGUCGUGCAUCCUUCUUCUGUACAACGGGCUCUUCUUCACCGGAAUGAUGGUCGUUUCAGCCGCCCUGCCAGAUCUAUUCAAAGAUGCAUAUGGCCUGGACGAACUCAAGAUCGGCCUGUGCUACAUAGCCGUCGGAACAGGCUGCCUAGUCUCCUCAUUAACCAUGGGCCACGUCGUAGACUGGAACUUCAGGCGCCAUGCCGCGUUGAACAACCUCACAAUCACCAAAGGCAAACAGCAAGAUCUUCAAAACUUUCCCAUAGAGAAAGUCCGACUGCAAGUUGCCGCGCCUGGCCACAUGAUUGGGACUGCAGCAUUGAUCGCGUUCGGAUGGAUGGUGAAGUACAAGACACAUAUUGCGGGACCGGAGAUAGCCCUUUUUUUUAUGGGCUUUGGAACCUCGACGGCUUUCAAUCAGACGAAUACGCUGCUGAUUGAUCUUCAUCGCCACCAAGCCGCCACUGCAACUGCGGCUAUCAACUUUGUACGAUGCUUGAUGAGCGCGGCUGGAUGCGCGGCGAUUAUCCCCAUGUGUCAUGCGAUGAAUCCGGGCUGGGCAUUCACAUUACUGGGAUUGGUAUAUGCAGUUCUGAUAAGCGUAGUCUUUUGGAUCAUGAGGAACGGUAUGAAGUGGAGGCUCGAGCAGGAAGAGAAGAAGCGUGAUGCCGGGGCUGAAAAUUGA
This is a messenger RNA of Didymosphaeria variabile, 1563 nucleotides long. RefSeq lists its product as uncharacterized. Gene Ontology annotation, molecular function: transmembrane transporter activity. The transcript has 3 exons. The record is from RefSeq and is a predicted model, not a curated record. Bases 1 to 1563 code for a protein of 520 amino acids. Lineage: Eukaryota; Fungi; Ascomycota; Dothideomycetes; Pleosporales; Didymosphaeriaceae. Gene Ontology annotation, biological process: transmembrane transport.